UGCCUCAACAUGUGUGGCGGAUAAACUUGGAUACUCCGGAGGAAGCUCAUCAAAAUCUCUCUUUCGGUGCUGCGGAUCGCUGGUGGGAGCAAACAGAUCUGACUAAGCUGAUACUCGCCUCAAACAAACUGCAGUGUCUUUCAGAGGAUGUCAAACUGCUGCCUGCGCUCACUGUUCUGGAUGUGCAUGAUAAUCAACUGACAUCGCUUCCUUCUGCUUUAGGACAAUUAGAAAAUCUUCAGAAACUUGAUGUCAGCCACAACAAACUGAAAAGUAUCCCAGAAGAAUUGAUGCAGUUGUCACAUUUGAAGAGCCUUCUUCUUCAUCACAAUGAGCUGAGUCACUUGCCGGAUGGAUUUGGACAGCUUGUCAAUUUAGAAGAAUUAGAUCUGUCCAACAACCAUCUCACAGACAUUCCAACAAGUUUUGCUUUGCUCAUUAACUUGGUGCGACUCAAUUUGGCAUGUAAUCAGCUCAAGAACCUGCCUGCAGAUAUCAGUGCGAUGAAAAGCUUAAGACAACUGGAUUGUAGUAAAAACUCCCUGGAAACUGUACCUUCUAAAUUAGCAACUAUGGCGUCUUUGGAACAACUCUAUCUGAGAAAAAAUAAAUUACGUUCCUUACCAGAAUUUCCCUCAUGCAAAUUACUGAAGGAGUUGCAUGCUGGUGAAAAUCAGAUUGAAAUAUUAAAUGCAGAGAAUCUGAAGCAUCUGAAUUCCCUCUCUGUAUUGGAACUUAGAGACAACAAGAUAAAAUCAGUUCCUGAUGAAAUUACUCUUCUUCAGAAGUUGGAGCGACUUGACCUUGCCAACAAUGAUAUCAGUAGAUUGCCUUAUACAUUGGGGAACCUUCCUCAGCUGAAAUUCCUGGCAUUAGAGGGAAAUCCUUUGAGAACCAUUCGAAGAGACCUCCUGCAAAAAGGCACCCAGGAACUUCUGAAAUAUCUAAGAAGCAAAAUCCAAGAUGAUGUAACGAGCCGAAAUGAAGAGCCUCCUGUGACAGCCAUGACUCUUCCAAGUGAGUCAAGGAUUAACAUGCACGCCAUAACUUCACUAAAAUUAUUGGAAUAUAGUGAGAAACAGGCAGCUGUGAUUCCUGAUGAAAUGUUCGAUGCAGUCAGAAGCAAUCCUGUCGCCACUGUCAACUUCAGCAAAAAUCAGCUGAACGAAAUUCCUCCAAGGAUUGUGGAGCUGAAAGACUCGGUUUGUGAUGUCAACCUUGGCUUCAAUAAAAUCUCAUCUAUUUCCUUGGAGCUUUGCAUGCUCCAUAAAUUGACGCAUUUGGAUAUCAGAAAUAACUUUUUGACAUCUUUACCUGAGGAAAUGGAGGCACUGACAAGACUGCAAAUAAUAAAUCUUUCUUUUAAUAGAUUUAAAGUAUUUCCCAGCGUCCUUUAUCGCAUCCUAGCACUGGAGACUGUCCUGCUCAGUAACAACCAGGUUGGGUCCCUAGACCCUCUGCAGCUGAAGAAGAUGGACAAGCUUGGAACGCUGGACCUUCAGAACAACGACCUCCUCCAGGUGCCACCAGAACUUGGAAACUGUGAGACUCUGAGGACACUUCUGUUGGAAGGAAAUCCAUUCCGCACUCCCCGGGCAGCCAUUUUGGCAAAAGGAACAGCGGCGGGGCUGGAGACUCUGAGAAGCCGCAUUCCUCCUUGGGUAGGUCGUCUCUCUUCGCUGCUGCCUCCAACAAUGCAGUACGGGGCCGUAUGUGAUGAAAGGCUUGAACCCUUCGCCGGCCACGGACUCGGGCACGGACUCGAAGCGGACACCAGCCGGGUUCCCGCUGGCGAGGUGCCCCGUGGCACUUUGGAUUUAAGCCGCACGGAGCGCUGCCGUAAGCAGACUGGGAAGAAAGAGCCGACUGUCCCUAUGGCCGUGUCAUU
This is a messenger RNA of Cariama cristata (Red-legged seriema), 1888 nucleotides long. It is a transcript of the gene LRRC40, whose product is annotated as leucine rich repeat containing 40. The annotation marks the transcript as partial. The record is from RefSeq and is a predicted model, not a curated record. The transcript is spliced from 16 exons. Gene Ontology annotation, molecular function: protein binding. NCBI's taxonomy places the organism in Eukaryota, Metazoa, Chordata, Aves, Cariamiformes, Cariamidae.